CCAGCGCCUCGCUCUCCUCACCACCUUUACUCUGCUCCUCCAACGAACACCACGGACCAAACCAUGGCGGCCGUGUAGCAGCCUCAUCUUCUUCCGCAGGGGGGGAAGGAGGAGAUGGUGGGCGUGGGCGUCGGGACGGGGGCGCUGGGCUCCGUCAUCGGCAAGCUCGCCACCCUGCUGGGCGACGAGUACAAGAUGCUCAAGCGGGUCCGCAAGGACAUCGCCUUCCUCGAGCGCGAGCUCCGCCGGAUGCAGAUCCUGGUCAACGUGCUCGCGGACAUGGAGGGGCUCGACGAGGUGGCCAAGGAUUGGAAGGCCAGCAUGCGCGAAAUCAGCUACGACAUGGAGGAGUGCAUCAACCGCUUCAUGCUCCGUCUCGGGAACGGCGACGCCAAGCCUGGGUUCAGGAAGAAGACCGUGCGCCGGCUCAAGACGCUCUUUGAGCGCCAUGGAAUCGGCACCCAGAUCAAGGAGCUCAAGGCCCGUGUCUCCGAGGAGGACGAACGGCGGCAGAGGCUGAACCUCGACAACUACGCCCCAGCGACGAACGUGGCGAUAGAUCCCCGACUAGCUGCGUUUCACAGGGUGGCCAUUGACGGCCCUAGGGAUCAAAUUACCUCUUGGUUGACAGAGGAAAGUGUGGACCUGAAGCUGGUGGCCAUUGCUGGAGGUGGAGGGCUCGGAAAGACUACUCUUGCCAUAGAGACCUAUCGCACGAUUGGAGAGCAAUUCCAGUGCCGAGCUUCGGUGUCGGUGUCGGGCACCCUUGAUCCCGACAAGUUCUUGGAAGAUAUCCUGUCUCAAAUCGACGAAGCUGCAUCCAGUAAAUACCAGUUGGAGAGGUGGAAGAAAGACGAGCUAAUCCGUGAGAUCCAAAGAAUCUUGACAGGAAAGAGGUAUAUUUUCUUCAUACAGACAUGUUACUAGCAUUUGAUGAUCUGUGUGUUAAUGAGCUUAAUAACAUUGUAUAUAUAUAUAUAUAUGUACUUCUUUGUCAUUGAUGAUGUAUGGAAAGAACAACACUGGGAAUUUGUCAAAGCAGUUUUUCGUGACAAUUAUAAUGGUAGCAGAAUAAUUGUUACGACCCACAUUACCAAGGUAGCCAAGUCAUGUUGUU
This is a messenger RNA of Aegilops tauschii subsp. strangulata, 1117 nucleotides long. The record is from RefSeq and is a predicted model, not a curated record. NCBI's taxonomy places the organism in Eukaryota, Viridiplantae, Streptophyta, Magnoliopsida, Poales, Poaceae.